AUUGAGGAUAUCACUAAUCCUUUGCGCUGCAGAGUGUCUUCCUCACUAAUCUGUGACUCUUCUCCGUCUCCUUCCCCUCCUUCAUCUCCAAUCCUGCUGCAAUCCUUUGAUCCUCUGCUUGACUCACAUUCCGCUACUACGUCUCCUGUUCUUCGUUACUCUCGCUCUUCCCUGUCCAUUUCCUCGUCACCUAACAGUUGGUCGAGGGCUUCAAGAUCUCGCUCGUCUUCGGCCUCUGAUAAAGAGUUUGAGGAACUUCGAGCUCAAGAGAAAGUUCUUGAAAGUAAAUUGUCCACAGAAAUCCCAUUGGAAAUCAAUGAUCUGAAUAUCAACGGAAAAAAAGUUGCGCAAAUUAAGGCACGUGAAAAUUCCCCAGAAUAUACUAACAAAAAAAAUGAGAAGAACCAGCAAGGUGAGAAAGUGCUGGGAAAAGAAGAUUGUUCUCCGAAAUCCAUCACAGAUAAGCCAGAAAAAAUAAUUGAUCUGAGUUACCUAGGUACUUCAGGGAAACCAAGUGUAACAUUGGGAAAGCAAACAGGAAGUGCAAGAGAAGCAAUAAGGGAACAGAAUACAACGAACAGCAAUAGAAAAAUUGACAUCAAAAAUGUAAACGCUUCAUUAGACGACUCAAAGCGCCUUACGAACCGGCUUUCAGAAAAUGAGAGUUUCAAAAUCAAAUCUAUCCCCAGUAAAGUAGGACCUGAACACAGCAACGAAAAAAUGGCUAAAAAUAAACCACAACUUAUGAAAACACUCCCCGACAAUCGUAAUGAACCGAAGUCAAAUAUUGUAACACCACGAGAGAACCGGAAUACACAAUUACCACCUGAAGGAAAAACGAAUGAUGUAACAUUUAAUCCAAAUUCGCUAGAAGUAACUCGUGAAAUAAACCCUCCCAUCGUUGCAGCAAAGACGAGGGCUGCUCAAGCCCAAGUCAUCAGUAAGCUGAAACCAAAGCACUCGAUUGACACUAGCAGCGAUAAGAGCCCCAGCUGUGGCGUUCAGAGGUUACAAAAUACGCAAAUAUCCGCUGAAGAUGCACCCCGAAUGGUUAAGCCGAAGGACCUGGCAAUCCCAAUUCUUGAUGAACCCGACACUUCAUUUGCAGAAUUCAACAUGAAAAACUCCUCAGUUGAUGAAGAUCAUUCUUCCUCCAUGCCUUCGACUCCAUUGAAACAACCCGCUGAGCAGGCCCCGUUGAGAAGAAAUUUGACCGAAGACAUUGCGAGGUUCUUGAAGCGAACGGCCCCUUCGGAAGUAGCAAAGCGUUUCAGCUGCCCUAUUGACAGUGAAAAGCAGGUGCCGCUUCUUGUUAAACAGGAGCAGACUACCAUAAAUUUUCCUGCCAAAAAUGCGAAGCCAGGUAGUCCUCAAGAUGUUCCAUCCGAACACGCACAUCAUACAAAAAAUGAAUCUGGAAAAGGUGUCAAGCCAACAGGAAAACCGUCAGUUUCGAUUCGUGAAAAAGAAGAAUUUCAUCCCUCAAACGAUAUUACAUCUAACUUGCCAUCACAGGAAAGAAUCAGAAUGACAAACCUCAUAAAAGAAACGGAAUUGCCUUCCAAAAAAAAUACCCAAGUCUCUGUUGGCUCUCAUUUUGAAGGCCCAGAAAUAAAUUUUGAUGAAUUAGGAGGCGAAGCGCCAACUUCAAGAAAUAUCGCGAAAUUCCGUGGUGUAGAUAGCACAAUGAUUCCCAGAUCGGCUGUCACUAGUUCGAAUCCACCGUUGAAUUCAUGUCGUCCUCCUUUGCAGUCGCAGAACGUGACAGCUCCUCGUACCUUCAUAGUUCGGCCAACUAGUGCCAUAGUUAGGCCAUCUACAGUAAAUAAUUUCCGUCAAGCGUCUCCAAAUUUGGGUGCUUCCUCUCUUCGUGGUUUUCGACCGGUUGCUGUACCUCCUAGCGGUGUAUCUGCCGGAAUUGGCCAACCUCCUCCUUACCGUCGUCCGAAUGCAACGUCAGUGCGUCCGGGCGUUCCCCGCAUGGAUUUAAUAACCCAACAUGCCGGUCACUUCAUUCGCCCCGCCCCUGUGGUAGGUUCUCUUCCUUCAACAGCUGCCCCGGUCGCUCCUACACUGCAAGGUCCUGUGCAGGGAGUCACGCAGCCUGAUCAUGUCACCCAACCGAACGGGGUCAUCAGCGGAGGUGUUCCUAAAGAGAACGUUAUAGUUGAUACUAGGGGUUCGGUUAUCAGUACUGCCAAUUCCAAUGCAACCGCAACGUUUAAUGGCCCACCGAAAAAAGUUGAUGUUGCUCCAACUGCCGAAAGAACCAUGCCGCAUCCUCCCGCAGCUGCCGUAGAACUUGACCCCAACGACGGCGUAAGCCCAGCUGAGGCUGUUAUAGAAACAAAGUUUCAUAUCUAUCCGCCGGAGUACUACGCGCGACAGUCCAACGGAAGUUGUGUUUCACCGCCGGGCUCAACGGAUCGCUCGUCCUAUGAAACUUCACGCGAUUCAUCAGCAUCUAGCCUUUGUCGUUCAUCGACAUCAUCGUCAUCUAUGUCUUUUGGGUCGUCCUACUACAUGCUGUAUGUUGUGGAUCCCAUUGAGAGACCAGCGACUCCUCACGAAUCUCUGUCUUCCCCUGAAACCUCACCAACACCUGACGACGCAGCGCAAAGUACUAGAUCCUCACCUACCCACCUUGGUCUUGCUAAGAGCGAGUCGAAUAGCUCGGUGAUCAGUUUCCGUACCAUAACACCUGAGCCUGAUUAUUUUGAUGACAAUGAUAAAGCCUUUCGCAUGCUCCGGGGCUUGUCUCGUGUUUCUUCAGACGAUUCUCUUGAUCUUGAUGGGUCAAGAUCUACGUCUCGAGACUCGGGCGGUACACUGAAACUUUCACGCAGCGGUUCCGGGAAAGACUGGAGAAAAAGUAAACUUUCGAGUUUUCGGGACCAAAGAAAAGUCUCUCGCCAUCGCUCGCAGCCAUCGUCUCCUGCGAGGCCGUCUCCAGAGUUGUCCCGGGCGUGCUCUUUAGAAUCGCUGAGCUCUUUACUGCGCCGGGUUCCACGGGCCCCGUCCACAGUGACAUCACUCUCCUCCCUUGACCUCCCAGUGCUUUCCCGUUCUCGCUCACCUCCAGUUCUGGAUACUGACCGCCCUCCUUCCACCGAUUCCCUCAUCCUUUUUCCUGAAGAUGAAGAAGAAGGCGAAGAACCAUCGGUUCUCUUCAGGCCUGUACCUCGCUACGCUGGCUCUACAUCUCCCUCAUCACUGCCGUCCUUGCUGUGUUACUUGGGGCCCUCUCACUCACGUGAGGCGCCCUUCACCUUUACGGCUAUAGCUUCUCAGGCUCGUCGAGACUUCGACGAGUUAGUUGGGUGCUGCAUGCACCAGCUCUCGCCAGAGGAGCAGCAGCACAUGGAGGAACUGCGUGCGUACGUCGUCGAGGACGACGGAGCGUGGGCGCUUGGCGAAAAUUUCGGUGAUCUUUUCACGCGGAUUUUCCACGACCCUAACAUUCCAGACACCGCUCGGCUCCAUCUGACACGCAUUCUUGCCGUGGCCGCUCUCAAGGACGAUGUGAUUCUCCUGCUACACCAGGACAGGAAAGAUCACACCAUCAUGAACUUCGCCAAUAAAGUCGAGCAUCUCUCACCUGAGCUGCAAGAAGCCAUCGCUCUUUUCUUCUGCAACAUGUUCGAACACUUGAGCCCGUCCGAGUGGCUACUCUAUAUCAGCGAGUGGACCCAGGAAAGUUCGAUGCCGAUCAGCAACAUUCGCGUCACCACCAAAGUGGCCGUCAACGCACUUUUGCAUCCUAGCGAGCGGGUACAGAACUACGGCACUGCCCUCAUGUACAACCUCGGCACGAAGGAGGUCAAGACGGUCGUGUUCGAUGACGUAGCUCCUGAACUGGCUAUGGCCAUCCUGCAGUUCUUCAACACGAAGCCUAAGGAGGAGCUUCUUUGGCGCACCAUCACUGCUCUCUGCAGAUUUUGCUACGCGUCCAACGAAGUGCCUUCCCUCAUCAAAAUGAUCGGGCCAGAGCCGUCCAUGUUCAAGGGGAUCAGCGAGAGGGUCGAUUCCGUCAUCGACGAGAUCAACGCCAAGCUGAGCAGGGUUCGCCUCUUCUAGUUGUUUUUUUUUUGCUAACUGGUGCUUUGUGUGGUCAAAUUGCUCUAGAUUUUUAUUUCAUACUUCAUUAGCAGCUUAAGGUUGUUGUCGAGCCUCCAUAACUUAUUUCCGUCGUGGGGUUUAAGUUAUUCGUUAUUCAAUUGUCAAUAUUCGUUCAAAAUUCUAAUGGAUAAAUUUAAUUAUAAUCACAGUGGCCAACGAAGAUCGAAGAUAUUCAUUAGUCUCUUUGGCUAAAGCGUACAAGGGUUUGUGCAAAGGUUAUUGUUGAUAGCUCAACGUAACGAGACAAAAGUGUGACGAGACAAAAUUUAACACGAAAUCUUCUUUGUAACUGAUGUCCGGCCAAUUCAACGAAUUAUUCACACUCGAUGAGAAGGUUACAUAGCGUGCUUUUAAAUAUUAAGCGAUGUUAACUUUACACAAUUACGAUAUGAACACAGAACGAAGCUUGGCUUCUCAAUAGUUGAGAUUUACCUGCGUCGAAUUUUCUGCGAUCGCUCACUGGUUUUGUAAUAAUUUUUGAAAUGCAAUAAUAAAUGCGUAAUAAUU
Molecule: messenger RNA, 4626 nt
Organism: Hyalella azteca
Lineage: Eukaryota; Metazoa; Arthropoda; Malacostraca; Amphipoda; Hyalellidae
Product: pollen-specific leucine-rich repeat extensin-like protein 2
Exons: 5
Coding region: 721-4077 (1118 amino acids)
Biological process (GO): protein modification by small protein removal
Molecular function (GO): peptidase activity
Source: RefSeq, a predicted model, not a curated record